AUGUCAGUUUCUCAGGAACGUCCCGGCACUCCACCAACUGACUAUGGGCCGUCACUCACUCGGCCAACAUCCGACGAUGAAGAGGAUAAAGAAAACGAACUAACAACGGUUGAAGUGGUCAAUCCCGCUCACACGUCCGUGGAGAUCCAGCAAGUUGAGGAUGACAGUCGGAAAUCGCCUAUAUCGCCAAGAAUAGGAAAAAUUAUUUUAUCUUAUUGGAUAAUAUGUGUUUGUAUUAUCCCUAUUGCGUUGAUGGCUUCUCCUUUAAUCAUACCAAUUAUACUAUUAAAAGUGAUGGAUGGUGAAACAAAAGUUGUUAUAUAUAUUUGCUCGAGUAUUGAGGUUUUCUUCGGUCUACUUGUUAUAUGGACUACUUAUAAAGGAUAUUCUAGAAAAUUUACAAUACUGAACGUGAUUGGGAUAUUUGCAGGAAAAUAUUCUUAUGUCGUAAUAUCGACAUGGAUAUGUCCGAAAAUUCUCGUGUCUACCGAAUUUGUUCAAUGCAAAAACUUUCCUCGACUUAUGAUGACCAAAAGGUUGAGAUCCCUCAUCCAAGUGUACUUGUUGGUUGCUACCGCCGCUGCUUCUUUUUGGUACCGAUGUAAUUAUGCGUAUGCAAAAGAAUAUUCGAAACACGCUGCUUUGCUAUCCGCAUUUACGUUAGGCGCAUAUGUGAUCAAUAUUUCGGUACCAUCAUUUAUUGCAUUAUUACGCUGGCAUUAA
Paraglomus occultum is the source of this 723-nucleotide messenger RNA. Lineage: Eukaryota; Fungi; Glomeromycota; Glomeromycetes; Paraglomerales; Paraglomeraceae. The record is from the annotation of a GenBank genome assembly.